UCCGCCCCGGCGGGCCCGUCCCGCCGCACAGGCCCGUGUCGGCCAUGGCGUCCCCGUCGCGGCGACUGCAGACGAAGCCGGUAAUCACCUGCCUCAAGAGCGUCCUGCUCACCUACACCUUCAUCUUCUGGGUGUCGGGUAUCGUGCUGCUGGCCGUGGGCGUCUGGGGCAAGGUGAGCCUGGCCGUCUACUUCUCUUUGCUGGACGAGAAGGCCACCAACGUCCCCUUCGUCCUCGUCGGCGCUGGCACCGUCGUCGUCCUCCUGGGCACCUUCGGCUGCUUCGCCACCUGCCGCGGCAGCACCUGGAUGCUCAAGCUGUAUGCCAUGCUCCUGUCCCUCAUCUUCCUCAUUGUCCUGGUGGCUGCUGUCGUGGGGUUCGUCUUCAGGCACGAGAUCAAGACAAACUUUGAGGCCAACCUCAGCCUGGCCCUGAGGGACUACAACGUGACGGCAGAUCGGCACAGUGAGGCCGUCGACACCAUCCAGAGAACGCUGCGCUGCUGUGGGGUGCAGAACUACUCGGACUGGGAGAGGACUGAGUACUUCAGGCAGAGGGGCAUCCCCCAGAGCUGCUGCAAGAGCCAGGACGACUGCUCGGAGGAGGAUCUGAAAGACCUGAGCAAAGCCAAGCUUAAAGUGUUCGUGGAUGGUUGUUUUUUCCUGGUAACAUCAACGAUGGAGUCAAGAAUGAGCAUCGUGGCAGGAAUCUCCUUUGGUAUUGCAUGCUUCCAGUUGGUUGGCAUCAUCCUCGCCUGCUGCCUGUCGCAGUACAUCACCAACAAUCAGUACGAGAUGGUGUAGCUGUCCCCCAGCACUGUGGCUCUGACUGGGGUGUGCUCUCCGCAGCCGGGGGGGUUGCCAGAUGCCUCCACCUCCAGUUUGACUCUGGAAUGCCACUUUGUGAAAUCUUGCUUUGAACUGACUGAUCUUCUUCUCAACCAGCUCCUAGAAACGAGUGCAGCAGCUGUCCUGGUGUGCUCAGGGACUUGUCCUCACACUACUGUGCUGUGCCGCCGCCUGGGAUCGUUAAUGUAGCUGUGGUGGGUCCGGCGCGUGCUGCUCUGAUACCGCAGCCCCUGAUGCUGCUGCUGCACACAACCCACGGUGCCAGCAGCCUCGUUGUACUUCUGGUGCUCCUCUUUAGUGCCUCCCUGGUGAAGGUGAUGCUUCCCCUCCACCUCCCCUCACUCUCUGGAUGUGGUUGCUCUCGAGAUGGGGCUGUUGCCCUGUUAAACACAGCCCUGUCUGCCUGAAGCCUGUGGCUCAGCAAGGCCUCGGCUUGUUGCCAAACUCUCUCUGAUCCCUGCCCUGGGUUUUAUAUAGUUUUUUUAUAGUGUACUUUUUAAAGUACAGGCUGUAGUGAUUCUUUGUAAGCUGUAGUGAGGGUUGGUGAUGUAGCUCCUGGUGCCUUUACCUUGGUAGGUGUCCUUGCACCGAGUCAGCUGUGACUUGAUUGUCAGUAUUAUGUGCUGCUUUAACUCAUCUUAUGUAUUGAGUAGAACUCUUUUGUCCUGGGACACAAUAAAUAUUAAGAUAUUUUACUCUAUGAAAA
Colius striatus (speckled mousebird) is the source of this 1554-nucleotide messenger RNA. RefSeq names its product tetraspanin 6 (gene TSPAN6). Lineage: Eukaryota; Metazoa; Chordata; Aves; Coliiformes; Coliidae. Bases 45 to 803 code for a protein of 252 amino acids. Gene Ontology annotation, cellular component: membrane. The transcript has 8 exons. The record is from RefSeq and is a predicted model, not a curated record.